AUGAGUAUUUCGGGUGUAGGAGAAGAUAAAGAUAAUAAAGAAAAAGAAAAUGGAAAUAAUAGUAAUGGCCUGGUAUUGACGCGUCAACAGUUCACACCGAGUCCUACUAGUGAGAUUCAUCCAUUGCAUUUUACUUGGGUAUUCUGGUUUAUGCAUCGUAAUCCUGGGAGCAAAAUACUAAAUUACGAGAGUUCUAUGAAAAAGAUUGCAGCAUUUUCUUCGAUAGAGGAUUUCUGGGCGGUUUAUAGUCAUCUUCGAAGACCUCAUGAGUUACCUAAUAUUAGCGAUUAUCAUCUCUUUAAACAAGGAGUUAGACCUGUUUGGGAGGAUGAUACAAAUAUUAAUGGAGGUAAAUGGAUUGUAAGGUUAAAGAAAGGUUUGGCAAGUCGAUAUUGGGAGAGCUUGGUAAUGGCGGUAAUUGGAGACCAAUUUGAUGUUGGUACGGAAAUUUGCGGUGCGGUGCUGUCCAUCCGCAGUUCGGAGGACAUCUUGUCCCUGUGGAAUCAGUCAGCGCACGAAGGAAGAAUUAAUUUAAAAAUAAGAGAUACCAUGAAGAGGGUUUUGAAUUUACCCUCCGAAACUAUUAUGGAAUAUAAAACACACAACGAUGCUUUGAAAGAUAAUUCUAGUUUUAGGAAUACUGACGUUUUUCGAUAA
This is a messenger RNA of Rhizophagus irregularis DAOM 181602=DAOM 197198, 657 nucleotides long. RefSeq lists its product as uncharacterized. Gene Ontology annotation, cellular component: cytoplasm; eukaryotic translation initiation factor 4F complex. NCBI's taxonomy places the organism in Eukaryota, Fungi, Glomeromycota, Glomeromycetes, Glomerales, Glomeraceae. Gene Ontology annotation, biological process: translational initiation. Gene Ontology annotation, molecular function: translation initiation factor activity; RNA 7-methylguanosine cap binding. The record is from RefSeq and is a predicted model, not a curated record.